AUGGCACGAUCAUCUGAAUCUGAUCAUAAACGUCCAAACUACCAUCAAUGGCACGAUAGUGUAGUUCAAGAACACCAGGAUGAUGAAUCAGUUUCAUCCAACUCUGAUUCCGUAGAAUCUGACCACAAACGUCCCAACUACCAUCAAUGGCACGAUCGUUUAGUUCAAGGACACCAGGAUGAUGAAUCAGUUUCAUCCAACUCUGAUUCUAUAGAAUCUGAACACAAACGUCCAAAUUACCAACAAAGGUACCGUCGUCAGGUUAGAGAGCACCAGAGUGAUGAAUCAGUUUUAUCUAACUCUGGAUCUGUAGAAUCUGACCACAAACGUCCAAAUUACCGUCGUCUAGUCGAAGAACGCCAAGAUGAUGAAACAUCUGGUCAAAGAACACCAGGUGAUAAAUCAGUUUCAUCUAACUCUGAAUCUAAAGAAUCUGACCACAAACGUCCAAAUUACCGUCGUCUAGUCGAAGAACACCAAGAUGAUGAAACAGUUCAGUCCAAGUCCGAAUCCGAGGAAUCUGAUGAUAAACGCCCAAAUUACAAUUGGUACCGUAGUCUGGUCAAAGAACACCAGAGUGAUAAAUCAGUUUCAUCUAACUCUGAAUCUAAAGAAUCUGACCACAAACGUCCAAAUUACCGUCGUCUAGUCGAAGAACACCAAGAUGAUGAAACAGUUCAGUCCAAGUCCGAAUCCGAGGAAUCUGAUGAUAAACGCCCAAAUUACAAUUGGUACCGUAAUCUGGUCAAAGAACACCAGGGUGAUAGAUCAAUUUCAUCUAACUCUGAAUCUAAAGAAUCUGACCACAAACGUCCAAAUUACCGUCGUCUAGUCGAAGAACACCAAGAUGAUGAAACAGUUCAGACCAAGUCCGAAUCCGAGGAAUCUGAUGAUAAACGCCAGAAAUCUGAUAAAGUCCAUCCAAGAUGGGGAUUUUAUAGUUACUACAAUGGAAAACCAUAUUAA
Messenger RNA from Ctenocephalides felis (cat flea), 966 nucleotides. RefSeq names its product sarcoplasmic reticulum histidine-rich calcium-binding protein-like. NCBI's taxonomy places the organism in Eukaryota, Metazoa, Arthropoda, Insecta, Siphonaptera, Pulicidae. The transcript is spliced from 3 exons. Bases 1 to 966 code for a protein of 321 amino acids. The record is from RefSeq and is a predicted model, not a curated record.